UACCUAUAUAAAUAUAGCAGAACUUGUUUACAGUGAUGGUUUCCAAUUCUGUUUAUGUUUAGUGUGGCGACAAUGGUUAGAAACUUACUUUACAGAAAAGUAAUGUGCUAAAACAUGAAACUUUGGUACAGUUAAAUAAUAGCUGUGGUCCAUGCUGCAGUUGAGACAGAAAUCAUCACACGUUACAGAAGUCUCCAAGUAAGCGAGUAGCAUCCGUUAAAAAAAACAAAACAAAACAAAAACAAAAACAAAAAAAAACAACGGAAGUGAAAUCUACGAGCGCACGUGCACAGAAAGUCACGUGACGAGGCCCCGCGAUGCUGAUUGACGUCCGAUGUCAGUUAAUCCCAGGCCGGAGCACUGUCAACUGUCACAAGAAAACGAAAGGACAACGAAACACAAUACUUGAAGUCGUCGCUAACUCAGCAUCGGAGUGAACAUAAGCAGCGUAAGCUCAGCGAAAGCAACUGAGGAAAGUAGAAGCUAUGAAGUUUAAUAUCAACGGAACAUUAAAUGGGGAUCUUAAUGAGUCUGAAGAUGCAGAUGAUGGGGAAAACUCAAAUAAGCAUGAAAAAAUAUGUGAUAACAAAAGUUGUUCAUAUUGCUUACAAGAAGUGGAUGAUAAGUGGGAGAAGGAAAACGUAAGCACCUCUUUUGAGACAAAGCUGGUCCAGGCACAGGAGACUGGCACAGUCAGCAAGCUUGCAGAAGGAACAAGACGACAGCGGAGGAAGCCAGCAAACCCUCAGAAAAGCCCUUUGCUUGGUGACCCCAAUUUUAGUGGAGUCACCAUAUACUUCCAGACUGUUUGGCAUGGGCAGACUUGCAAACUGCACAUGAGACAUUAUUACAGUCGGCUGCCAUGCCAAAAGAUGCGAAAACAGCGACAAAGCCUUAUCAUUGACUGUGAGCAUGACAGCUGUGAACCUGGAGGGGACUGCAAGUAUGAGGCACCAGAAAAAGACAAACUAGUUCUUGCAGGCGGAAAAUGCUGUGCAUCAUGUGGAACUCACAGAACUCCUCUCUGGAGGGAUGCUGAAGAUGGUACUUCCUUAUGCAACGCUUGUGGAAUACGAUGUCCACAACAGAUAUCGCAAGUAUCGAGUGCGGUGUGGUCAUUGCUGGUACAUUCCUCGCAAAGACAGUAAGAUGUUUCCUGCCUGCUCCCAGUGUGGGGGCACUCUGCGCUUUACUCAAUGCAAGAAGAUUUGAGGAGACUUUUGACCAUCCUGGUUAGGCCACUUAUGUGACAGAGCGAAGCUUGCUAUAGGUCACAUCAGAUACCGCUAGCAUGUAGUCACACACUACAAUGGCAG
Messenger RNA from Pomacea canaliculata, 1316 nucleotides. RefSeq names its product GATA-type zinc finger protein 1-like. The transcript has 5 exons. Gene Ontology annotation, cellular component: nucleus. The record is from RefSeq and is a predicted model, not a curated record. The coding region runs from base 486 to 1148 and encodes 220 amino acids. Gene Ontology annotation, biological process: regulation of transcription by RNA polymerase II; oocyte development; spermatogenesis. Lineage: Eukaryota; Metazoa; Mollusca; Gastropoda; Architaenioglossa; Ampullariidae. Gene Ontology annotation, molecular function: sequence-specific DNA binding; zinc ion binding.